Molecule: messenger RNA, 775 nt
Organism: Diospyros lotus (date-plum)
Lineage: Eukaryota; Viridiplantae; Streptophyta; Magnoliopsida; Ericales; Ebenaceae
Exons: 4
Coding region: 118-411 (97 amino acids)
Biological process (GO): protein K69-linked ufmylation
Cellular component (GO): nucleus; cytoplasm
Source: RefSeq, a predicted model, not a curated record
CGCCGUUCGACCGUCAAAGAUUAUUCUUCCGCUCCGUUUUAUUUAAACCGUACGACUUCUUCGAGGCGUUACGCAGAACGAGAAGAGACCCUUCCCGGAACCCCCAAAUCGGAAUCAAUGGCGAGCGGCGUUGCUGGCAUCGGCGAGAAGGUCUCGUUCAAAGUCACUCUGACGUCUGAUCCGGAUCUUCCAUUCAAAAUUUUUAGCGUUCCGGAGGCAGCCCCGUUCACCGCGGUUAUUAAAUUCGCCGCGGAAGAGUUCAAAGUCCCUCCUCAAACCAGCGCUAUCAUCACCAAAGAUGGAGUAGGAAUUAGUCCUCAGCAAAGUGCCGGCAAUGUGUAUCUUAAACAUGGCUCAGAGCUGCGCCUGAUUCCUCGCGAUAGAGUUGGUGCUCUGGAAACGGCUCUGUAAAAGCUAUAUUACUGUCUGAAGAGAAUAUUUGACCUGCUGUUCUUAAAUUAUAUACAUUGACAUCCUAUCUCUCAGGCAAUUUACCGAUAUAGAGGUGCAUGAAACUAAAGUAAUAAUGGUUGUGAUAGAUGCAUUUUAUUUCUCUAGAUUAUGAGCAGUUGAUAUUUAUAGUACUAUGCUGCUGCUGUGUUGUGCAAAGUGUAGUUAUAUGGCAGGAUGCAGUAUUUUUGCCCUUCCUGCACGGUUUAGGGGGAAACCAACGGUUUCUAGUUUAGCAAAGUGAUUAUUGAUCCUGUGACCAAAUCAUUGGCUAGAGUUCUUCUUUAUGGAUGAAGGAAUAUAGAAUGAUUUUAUUUGGUGUUUA